AAAUUAAUUUGUUGGACAGGUGAUGAUUGUAUCUCAAUUGUUAGUGGAUCUCAAAAGGUCCUAGCCACUGGUAUUACUUGUGGACCAGGCCAUGGAAUAAGUAUUGGAAGUUUGGGAGCUGGGAAUUCAGAAGCUCAUGUGUCUGAUAUUAAUGUGAAUGGAGCUAAACUUUCUGGAACUACAAAUGGACUUAGGAUUAAAACUUGGCAGGGAGGAUCAGGAAGUGCAAGCAAUAUUAGGUUUCAAAAUGUGGUUAUGAAUAGUGUAAAAAACCCCAUAAUUAUAGAUCAAAAUUAUUGUGAUCAAGAUACUCCAUGCAAGGAUCAGGAUUCAGCAGUUCAAGUAAAAAAUGUGAUUUAUCAAAACAUCAAAGGGACAAGUGCAACAAAUGAAGCCAUAAAUUUCAAAUGCAGCAAGAAUUUUCCAUGUCAAGGAAUUUUAUUGGAGAAUGUAAAAUUAUUGGGAGAAAAUGGUGAAACUCCAGGGGCAAUUUGGGAAAAUACUGACAAUUUAACAUGCAAUAAUGUCUCACCAGAAUGUCCCAGACAAUUAAGUUGAUGAUAUUAGUUUUUAAUAGAUUAUUGGACAGUUUUAAUUAGUAAAUUGAUACAAUAAAAUAAAAAUGGAUAGGGAUUAGGGUUAACUAAGUGUUAGAAUUCAUUUAGCAGAUGAUUUGUGAUAAAUGAUAUUCUUUGUACACAUGAAAUAACAGAUUUGUUGGUUUGAUUAUAAAUGAUAAUAUGAUAUUUCCUUUUA
Molecule: messenger RNA, 756 nt
Organism: Capsicum annuum
Lineage: Eukaryota; Viridiplantae; Streptophyta; Magnoliopsida; Solanales; Solanaceae
Product: polygalacturonase-like
Exons: 4
Biological process (GO): anther dehiscence; fruit dehiscence; pectin catabolic process
Molecular function (GO): polygalacturonase activity
Source: RefSeq, a predicted model, not a curated record